Messenger RNA from Dipodomys spectabilis (banner-tailed kangaroo rat), 1617 nucleotides. RefSeq names its product leucine rich repeat LGI family member 4 (gene Lgi4). Gene Ontology annotation, biological process: myelination in peripheral nervous system; neuron maturation. Lineage: Eukaryota; Metazoa; Chordata; Mammalia; Rodentia; Heteromyidae. Bases 1 to 1617 code for a protein of 538 amino acids. Gene Ontology annotation, molecular function: protein binding. The record is from RefSeq and is a predicted model, not a curated record. The transcript has 9 exons.
AUGGGCGGGGCGAGGCUGCUGCUGCUGCUGCUGCUGGCUGGGGCAUGGGUAGGGGUGGCCUGGAGACCCCCAAAAGGGAAAUGCCCCCCUCGCUGCUCCUGCUCCAAAGACAGCGCCCUGUGUGAGGGUUCCCCAGAGCUGCCCGAGAGCUUCACCCCAACACUUCUGUCACUCUCACUUGUGAGACUGGGGGUGCCCCAGCUGAAGGCCGGAAGCUUCCUCAAGAUGCCAACUCUGCACCUGCUACUCUUCACAUCCAACUCCUUCUCUGUGAUUGAAGACGAUGCAUUUGCCGGCCUGUCCUAUUUGCAGUACCUCUUCAUUGAGGACAACGAGAUCGGCUCCAUCUCCAAGAAUGCUCUCAGAGGUCUUCGCUCGCUCACUCACCUGAGCCUGGCCAACAACCGCCUGGAGGCCCUACCUAGAUUUCUCUUCCGAGGCCUGGACACCCUGACCCACGUGGAUCUGCGGGGAAACCCUUUCCAGUGUGACUGCCGAGUGCUGUGGAUCCUGCAGUGGAUGGCCACGGUGAAUGCCAGCGUGGGCACCGGGGCCUGCGCCGGCCCCGCUGCCCUGGCCCGCACGCAGCUCCAGCAUCUGGAGCCAGCCAGCUUCAAGUGCCGGUCUGUAGAGCUGUCCUGGUUCCAGAGGAUCGAGGACCCCGCGCUGAGCGUGGAGCCCUUCUCCUACCAGGGCGCGGCCCACGUGGUCCUGGCGCAGCCCUUCGCGGGCCGCUGCCUCAUCCUGGUUUGGGAUUACGGCCUCCAGCGCUUCAGGCCUGAGGAAGAGCUGUCGGCGCCGUCCGUGGUGUCCUGCAAGCCGCUGGUGCUGGGCCCGCGCCUGUUCGUGCUGUGCGCCCGGCUGUGGGGGGGCUCGCAGCUGUGGGGGCGCGCGGGCCCCGAGCUGCGCCUGGCCCCGCUGCAGGCGCUGGGCCCCGGGCGGCUGCUGCGGCCCAACGACGCGGAGCUGCUGUGGCUGGACGGGCAGCCGUGCUUCGUGGUGGCCGACGCGUCCAAGGCGGGCACCACCACGCUGCUGUGCCGCCAGGGCGCCGGCUUCUACCCGCGCCAGAGCCUGCACGCCUGGCGCCGCGACACCGACGCCGAGGUGCUGCGCCUGGACGGCCGGCCGCACCUGCUGCUGGCCUCCGCCUCGCAGCGGCCCGUCCUCUUCCAGUGGCGCGGCGGCCGCUUCGAGCGCCGCACCGACAUCCCCGAGGCCGAGGGCGUCUACGCCGCGCGCCACUUCCACGCCGCCGGCGAGGUGUUCCUGUGCCUCACGCGCUUCAUCGGGGACUCCAUGGUCAUGCGCUGGGACGGCUCCAUGUUCCGCCCCCUGCAGCUCCUGCCGUCCCGAGGCGCCCACGUCUUCCAGCCCCUGCUCAUCGCCAGGGACCAGCUGGCCAUCCUGGGCAGUGACUUUGCCUUCAGCCAAGUCUUCCGCCUUGAGCCCGAGCAGGGGCUCCUGGAGCCGCUGCAGGAGCUGGGCCCCCCAACUUUGCUCUCCCCCAGGGCCUUUGCCCACGUCACCUUAGCGGGCAAACACUUCCUCUUUGCCGCCUGCUUCAAGGGCCCCACGCAAAUCUACCAGCACCACGAGCUGGACCUCAGCGCUUGA